Messenger RNA from Anopheles funestus (African malaria mosquito), 6878 nucleotides. RefSeq names its product DNA polymerase epsilon catalytic subunit 1 (gene DNApol-epsilon255). Gene Ontology annotation, cellular component: nucleus; epsilon DNA polymerase complex. Gene Ontology annotation, biological process: leading strand elongation; nucleotide-excision repair, DNA gap filling; mitotic cell cycle. The coding region runs from base 65 to 6742 and encodes 2225 amino acids. The record is from RefSeq and is a predicted model, not a curated record. Gene Ontology annotation, molecular function: single-stranded DNA 3'-5' DNA exonuclease activity; zinc ion binding; nucleotide binding. The transcript is spliced from 3 exons. Lineage: Eukaryota; Metazoa; Arthropoda; Insecta; Diptera; Culicidae.
GUCAUUUACGGCUUGGAACGGUGUUGUUUUGGAAAUUGCACACAGCGAUUUAACGUUUGUGAAAAUGUUCUCUACAAACACCGGAAAAUACAAUGCCGAAAAGGCGGACGGCGAUGAUACCAACGAGAUCGGUUAUCGACAAUCACGAGAGAACGAUCAAAUCGAUCUCAAGUAUGGGUUCGAACGGGUCAAAGACACACAAGAACGCACAGGCUACCUCAUCAACAUACACUCGACGGAAAUUUUGAACGAGGACCGCCGACUGGUAGCCGCAUUAGAUAUGUACUUCUUACAAAUGGACGGAACUCGGUAUAAAACGACCGUGAUUUACGCUCCCUAUCUUCUGCUGAUUACGAACGAUGGAACCUCGUUGGAAGUGGCCAAGUUUCUAGGUAAAAAGUAUUCCGGUCAGUUGCUAGGCAUUGAACACAUUCAAAAGGAAGAUCUUGAUUUACCGAAUCAUCUCAGCGGUUUGAAGCAGAAUUUGUUAAAAUUGAGCUUUCCCAACACGACACAAAUGAAUAAGGUUAAGCGUGACCUGAACAGCGCGGUGCGCAAGAAUCGUGAGCGUGCAAAGGCCAAUACUUAUUACAUGCAAAUGUUAAGCACGUCUUUAUCGACGGCAAUUCGCUUCGAUGGUACUGAUGAAGGCGAAGGGAGCACACCGAAUCAGAAUGUGGAUUUCUACGACCAUAUUGUUGAUAUGCGUGAACAUGACGUACCGUACCACGUUCGCGUAUCCAUUGAUUUGAAUAUAUUUUGUGGCACUUGGUAUACAGUCCGGUGCCGUGGUGGAGAUGAGCCACCGGUUAUCACGCCUCGACCGGACAUUCUUGAUCGUCCGGAACCGGUCAUAUUAGCGUUCGAUAUCGAAACAACCAAGCUGCCGCUUAAGUUCCCCGAUGCGCAAACAGAUCAAGUCAUGAUGAUUUCCUACAUGAUAGAUGGACAAGGAUACUUGAUAACCAACCGCGAAAUCAUCAGUGGUGAUGUAAACGAUUUCGAAUAUACACCAAAGCCAGAGUUCGAAGGCAACUUUAUUGUUUUCAACGAACCUAACGAGCUUGGACUGCUGCAGAAAUUCUUCGAUCAUAUUCUGGAGGUUAAACCGCACAUUUUCGUAACGUAUAAUGGUGACUUUUUCGAUUGGCCGUUCGUCGAAACGCGGGCAGCUGUGUACGACUUGGACAUGCGACGAGAGAUAGGAUUUUCAAAGGUAAACGGCCGUGACGGUAAUUAUUUGUGUCGGCCUGCGAUGCAUCUGGAUUGUUUAUGCUGGGUGAAACGUGAUUCAUAUCUACCCGUCGGAUCGCAAGGACUGAAAGCGGUCGCUAAGAGUAAACUUCGCUACGAUCCCGUCGAGUUGGAUCCUGAAGAAAUGUGUCGUAUGGCGGUGGAACAACCGCAGGUAUUGGCAAACUAUUCUGUUUCAGAUGCGGUGGCAACAUACUAUCUGUACAUGAAAUACGUUCAUCCGUUCAUCUUUGCGUUGGCAACGAUUAUUCCGAUGGAACCUGAUGAAAUCCUGCGUAAAGGCUCCGGAACGCUGUGCGAAUCGUUACUUAUGAAAGAAGCAUUCAAGGUGAACAUCGUGUUCCCCAACAAGCAAAUCUCUGAGUUGAACAAACUUUCAGAUGAUGGGCAUGUACUGGACUCAGAAACGUAUGUCGGAGGACACGUGGAAGCACUCGAAUCGGGUGUGUUUCGAGCUGACAUUAGCACUCGUUUUCGACUCGAUCCUGAUAUGAUCAAACAAUUGCAAGGGAACGUUGAAAAGGUACUGGAGCACGCAAUUGUCGUUGAAGAAGGCGUUCCAAUAACGGACGUGAUAAACUUUGAAGAAAUUAAGUCAGAAAUAUUAUCGGCGCUCCAACAGUUACACGAUAUCCCAACGCGCCUAGAGCAGCCAGUUAUUUACCAUCUCGAUGUCGGAGCUAUGUACCCGAACAUUAUCCUUACAAAUCGUCUUCAACCGUCGUCCAUGGUGAGCGACGCGGAUUGUGCAGCAUGCGAUUAUAAUAAACCGGGUGCCCGAUGCAAACGAGACAUGGAAUGGUUGUGGCGUGGUGAAAUGCUACCAGCGAGCCGCAACGAAUUCCAGCGCAUUCAACAGCAGCUAGAGACGGAAAAAUUUCCACCACUUUUCCCCGGCGGUCCACAGCGUGCAUUUCACGAACUAUCACGAGAGGAUCAGGCAAAUUACGAGAAAAAAAGGCUGUCAGAUUACUGUCGAAAGGCGUACAAGAAAACAAAAGUGACGCGUUUGGAAACGCGAACCUCUACCAUCUGCCAGAAGGAGAACAGUUUUUACGUCGAUACAGUACGAGCGUUCCGCGAUCGGCGUUAUGAGUAUAAAGCGUUAACGAAGGUUGCUAAAGCAGCCGUAACGGCAGCGGUGAAGAGUGGCGAUGCAGGUGAAAUAAAGGCCGCUAAAGGACGUGAAGUGCUGUACGACUCACUGCAACUUGCACACAAAUGCAUCCUUAAUUCGUUCUAUGGAUAUGUAAUGCGCAAGGGCGCUCGAUGGCAUAGUAUGCCAAUGGCGGGAAUUGUCUGUCUGACAGGCUCGAACAUUAUCACAAAAGCGAGAGAAAUUAUCGAACGCGUUGGAAGACCACUUGAGCUGGACACCGACGGUAUAUGGUGCAUUUUGCCGGCAUCAUUUCCUCAAGAGUUUACGUUCCGAACAAACCACCAGAAAAAGAAAACUCUCAACGUUUCCUACCCAAACGCCGUUUUAAAUACUAUGGUAAAGGAUCACUUUACCAAUGAGCAGUAUCAUGUGCUGGACCGCCCAAAUUCCGCCGAUGGCAAAGGGGCCGAAUAUUCCGUUCGUUCAGAAAACUCGAUCUUCUUCGAGGUUGAUGGACCAUACUUAGCAAUGGUGCUACCAGCGGCCAAAGAGGAAGGUAAAAAGCUGAAGAAACGCUAUGCAGUAUUCAACUUCGAUGGGUCGUUGGCGGAGUUGAAGGGCUUUGAGGUGAAGCGACGAGGAGAGCUACAGCUGAUUAAAAUAUUUCAAUCAUCAGUUUUCGAAGCGUUUCUGCAAGGAUCUACCCUGGAGCAAUGUUACGCUUCUGUGGCGAAAAUCGCUGACUACUGGCUGGAUGUAUUAUACAGCAAAGGGCAUAACAUGCCGGACAGUGAACUCUUCGAACUGAUUGCAGAGAAUCGGUCAAUGUCACGGAAGCUAGAAGACUAUGGGGAACAGAAAUCAACUUCCAUCUCAACGGCGAAACGGUUGGCCGAGUUUUUGGGAGAUCAGAUGGUAAAGGAUGCUGGUCUGGCGUGUAAGUUUAUCAUUUCUCGCAAACCAGAAGGAGCCCCCGUCACAGAGAGAGCCAUACCGCUGGCAAUAUUUCAAUCGGAAAUAAGUGUACGGCGACACUAUUUGCGACGCUGGUUAAAGGACAAUACAAUGGGCGAUGCAGACAUUCGGGAUGUACUUGAUUGGAACUAUUACAUCGAACGUUUGGGAGGAACGAUUCAAAAAAUCAUUACCAUUCCGGCUGCAUUACAGGGUUUGAACAAUCCAGUUCCACGUGUACAGCAUCCAGAAUGGUUGCAUAAGAAAAUGUUGGAAAAAAAUGAUACCUUAAAGCAACGGCGCAUAAGUGAAAUGUUUAGCGUAGCACCACCAAAACCAGCAGCGACCGGCAACAACGAGCUUACCGACGUGGAAGAUUUAGUUAACAAACAAACCAAAGGAACCUUGCCGGGUGUUCCCGUAGCUCACAAACGUCGUCGCGAAGGUUCUGAAGAUUCUGGAGAGCGUCCAGAUAAUGAAGCGGUACAAACGGUUCCGAAAACCUGGCGUGAAGCUUUGGGAGAUCCUCCAUCACCUGGUACGGACAGGGCAGCGUUGGUUGAAUGGUUACAAUUUCACAAGCGCAAAUGGCGCUGGCAAAUAUCACAACGCGAUUGUCACCAUCGGGAUGUUCGUAACAGUAAACGUAUUCGCACUGCUGCUGAUUCAGGUAGUGUCAGUAUAGCGGCACCAACUCGAGCUGUAACUUUAGGCGGCUUCCUGCGCAAAACGCAACGCUCAUUGAUUGAACAAAGCUGGCAGAUUAUACAGAUUUUACCGGUAGACGACCUGGGCAGCUUUACCGUUUGGGCUAUGGUAGGCGAGGAGUUACACAAAAUACGCCUCUCGGUUCCUCGAAUCUUUUACGUCAACCAACGUACCCCGGCUCCUCCUGAGAACGAUGGAACAGCGACCGGUUCCAAAUCGAUGUGGAAAAAGGUGCACCGUGUGUUGCCUCGUGCACGACCGGUUUAUCAUCUUUACCAGUAUGUGGUUCCGGAGCAGAUAUUUCGCGAUAAUCGUCUCGGUUUGCUCGCUGAUCUUGCCACACCUGAUAUUGAGGGUAUUUACGAAACACAAAUGACAUUGGAGUUUCGUGCUCUCAUGGAAUUAGGCUGCGUAUGCGCGGUUCAACGAUCAGAAGCAAGAACAUUGGCAGCAUUGGCAACGAAAGAUCUCGAUUCGUUCAAUAUACAACAACUCGAAAUGCGUCCCAUUUCCUCUACUGCGUACUUAAAAAGUUCGACGAAUAGUGGCGUGAAUUUGCGAAAGAUAUUCAUUUACCAGCAUGUAUCUCCGACAGGAAAACGGGAAAUGUGGGGUCUAUUCUCGCCAGCCAACAAGAAAGCGCUUGUAAUUGUUCUGGAUACGGUACGCACAAAUCAAUUGCCAACUGUAAAGAAUCUUUACACCUCUGAACGGAUUGCCCUGCUUACUGCCGGUGGUAAAAAUAGAGAAGAAAUGCUUCCACCGCCGGACAUGACAUACGAAGUAUUUAUGGAAAUUGAUGCUAAACAAGUAUACCAGCGUAUUACGCGCGCGCUGACCGCAUAUCGUGACGAAAAACGUGGCCCAACGUUAUUAUGUCUCCAGACAGCUCUUGGACUGCACAAGUUAAAUCAACAUUUGCCCAUAUGCUUAGAGUUUCCUGAGGUUUCUAUUCACAUUGCAGACGAUGCGGCUCUUCUUUCGGGACUCGAUUGGCAACGCCACGGUGCUCGUUCCAUGAUAAGACAUUUCCUUAAUCUAAACCGGGUGCUUCAAAUGAUGCUUGAGCAGUGCCUCUAUUUCCAGCUGCCAUUGGGUAACAUGCCUCCAGACACGGUUCUCUUCGGGGCAGAUUUGUUUUACGCGAGGCUUCUACAACGUCAUAAUUUUGUGCUUUGGUGCUCUUCUGGAGCACGUCCAGAUCUUGGUGGACGCGAAGCGGAUGACAGUCGCUUGCUGGCCGAGUUUGAAGAUAGCAUUUCGGUCGUACAAAAUCGCAUGGGUCUUUAUCGUUCCGUUUGUGUUGAACUAACCGUUGAAAGCUUGGCCGUGUCCGCACUACUCCAGGCAAGCAAAGUGCAGGAGCUAGAGGGCACUUCGUCUGCAAUCACCUUCGAUGUUAUGCCUCAGGCAUCGUUAGAAGACAUGAUCACCAGUGGACCGAAUGGCCAACAACUUUCUAACUACGACGAGACAGCCCUCUGCAGCCAAGCAUUUCGCGUAAUGCGAAUGAUGGUAAAUGCAUGGUUGCGUGAAGUAUCCAUCAAUCGUAAUGUGUUUUCCGACUUCCAAAUCAUUCAUUUCUAUCGCUGGGUACGUUCGAGCCGUGCCCUUCUGUACGAUCCCGCAUUAAGACGCGCACUCAACACACUUAUGCGGAAGCUUUUUCUACAAAUUGUGGCCGAAUUUCGACGCAUGAAAGCAGAGAUAAUAUACGCGGAUUUCAAUCGCAUCGUAAUUGAUACCGGCAAGCGCACCGUUGCCGAUGCCGUUAGCUAUACGGAUUUUGUGGUGCAAAACAUUCGCAAUCGCGAGAUGUUUCACAGCGUUUCGUUAUCCUUCCAUCAAGCGUGGGAAUUUUUGCUGUGGAUUGAUCCCACGAACUACGGUGGAGUGAGAGGAAAUCUACCGAAAGAUGUGAUUGCUUCGGAAGAAAUGGGUACAUUAACAUCGCAAGAAGAAUCAGAAGAGGAGGAGCUAUCACUCGAAAUGAAUUGGAGCAUCUCCGAGCAGCUUCCGGAGGAGAGACGAUGCCGUGCCAAUUUUGAAAGUUUUGUUGUGUCCUUCCUACAAACUAUGGCCGAAGGAGUCUCCCCUGAAAUGGCAUUAAAAAAGUUGGCCUGCACUGCUUAUGGAAUGGUGCAGAAAAUGCAUGACGGGUAUGCACGUGGCGCGAACGGACCAGCAUUGGAGUUUAUCAAGGCUAUUACUAAAGCUUUAGCUGCUUGCAAGGAUACGGAGGAGCAGCUGACGACGAUGCGUCGGAAUAUGUUACUGCUUGUCGGAGUGGGAGACUUUAGUGACAUGGCUUCAUGGAAAGAGUCGAUAAAAUCAUUCGUUCUCACCGAGGUCAUCUGCCAAGCGUGCAACCAUUGCCGGGAUUUGGAUCUCUGCAAAGACACUCAUCGAGCAUUGAAAGACGGGGACUUACCAGUAUGGCUGUGUGCUCAGUGCAACGUGGACUACGAUAACGUCGAAAUUGAAAUGCGGCUCCUCGACGUGGUUCAACGGAAGCUCAUGUCCUACACCUUGCAAGAUCUGCGGUGCAUCAAGUGCAAACAAAUCAAGCGCGAAAACCUCUCGCAGUACUGUACCUGUACUGGAAACUUUGAAAACCUGAUUUCUACGGCUGAGAUACGACGCUUGCUUCAGACGUUCCACACGCUUGCUAAGGACUAUCGCAUGCGUAUACUUGAGGAAACCGUUCAGCAUAUACUGCAAACGUAAGCCGGUACUGUACUGAAGUGCACAAAACGUUCUUCGUGUUACGAUGGAUUUUUGCUUUCGAUGUGCGAGGUUCGAGUUUUAGAUACCAUUUCUUUUCUUAGCCAAAUAAAUAGCUACACAAUUUCAAUACUUUUUA